AUGAUGAUGACUACUCCAGCAAGCAAAUGAAGCACAUAGCUUUUGUGGUUAUAGGCAUAGUUGGGAUUAUGAGCGUAGCAAUGGUCAUGAUUUGGGCAGUUGUGAAACCAAAACGACCCAUUUAUGCUAUCGAAUAUGGUUUGAUUUCAGAAGCGACACUCCCAAGCAACCUGGAAUCUCUCGUGGGCAACUUCCGCUUUGUGAUGAGGUCCUACAAUCCAAACACCAAGGCCACCAUAUACUAUGGUUCAAUGAAGAUUUUAAGCCGUAACAGUAGCAACGAUAAAUCUGUUGUUUGGUCUGGAAAGAAUUUCUCUCAACCUCCCUUCAAUGUGACUCGAAUUUCUUUCUUACUUUUUGCACAAGUCGAGAAGAAACCUGGUUAUGAGGAUAUAAUUCAGCACAUACAACACGGGAAUGUGUCAUCAAACAUUUCGGUCCGGGCUGAGAUAAGGUAUGGGAUAGCAAACUGGAAGUCUUCGCCUCUACGUGUUGGGAUUUAUUGUCGACCUGCAAAUGUAAUGCUGGGACACAAUUUUCAGCCCGCUGAUUGCUACGUAGAUCUUUAAUAUUUAUUAAUAAGCAUUCAUCUUC
This is a messenger RNA of Ziziphus jujuba (common jujube), 594 nucleotides long. RefSeq lists its product as uncharacterized. The transcript has a single exon. The record is from RefSeq and is a predicted model, not a curated record. The coding region runs from base 27 to 569 and encodes 180 amino acids. NCBI's taxonomy places the organism in Eukaryota, Viridiplantae, Streptophyta, Magnoliopsida, Rosales, Rhamnaceae.